Molecule: messenger RNA, 1074 nt
Organism: Trichoplax adhaerens
Lineage: Eukaryota; Metazoa; Placozoa; Uniplacotomia; Trichoplacea; Trichoplacidae
Exons: 8
Coding region: 1-1074 (357 amino acids)
Molecular function (GO): oxidoreductase activity, acting on the CH-OH group of donors, NAD or NADP as acceptor
Source: RefSeq, a predicted model, not a curated record
AUGAGUUAUGAAAAUGAUGGCCAACCGAUCACUUUAGUCACAGGUGCAUCGGGUUUCUUAGCAAGUCAUAUUGUCCAGCAGUUAUUGCAGAAAGGGCUCAAGGUACGAGGUACUGUUCGAAGCCUUCAAAAUCAGGAAAAAGUGGAGCCAUUGCGCCAAUUAAGCAAAGACUCACCGCAAUCUCUUGAAUUGGUUGAAGCAGAUUUACUGAAUAAAGAUUCAUGGAUCAAAGCUGUAGAAGGUUGCACUUAUGUCUGCCAUGUCGCUUCUCCCUUCCCAAUCAAAGCUCCUAAUAACGAAAUGGAUCUCAUUAAGCCUGCAGUGGAUGGCACAAAAGCAGUAUUGGAAGCUUGCUCUAAUUCUGGAACUGUAAAGAGAGUCUCCUUAACAAGUUCUAUUGCUGCUAUUAUAGGUGGAGUAGAUGCACCAAAUGGCACUGAAUUUACGGAAGAAAAUUGGGGAAAUGCUGAAAAAGCAUCUGCCUAUGCUAAAAGCAAGAUAUUAGCUGAAAAGGCCGCUUGGGAAUUUAUUAAAGAUUUGCCUGAAUCCAAAAAGUUUGAGCUGGUAGUUUUCAAUCCUGGAUAUAUUCAAGGCCCGGUCAUCCGAGGAACUUAUUGUUCCAGCUUAGAGGUUGUAAUGAGACUAAUGAAGAGAGCGAUGCCCGCAGUACCGAAAAUGUCAUUUGCUAUUGUGGAUGUUCGUGACGUUGCCGCUGCUCAUAUUGCUGGCUUAACAGCUCCAAAAGCCGCAGGAAAUCGCUACAUCCUAGUCUCGGAAAAUAUGUGGAUGGGAGACGUGGGGCAAGCGUUGUUGAACGAAUUUAAAACUCAAGGUUAUAACCCUCCGACGGCAACAGCACCUUACUUUUUAUUAUGGACUCUUUCAUGGUUUGAUAAAUCACUCGCCACUAUAUUACCGAAUAUUGGACACUUUUCUAAGUUCAAUAAUACAAAGGCUAAGGAAGAUUUGGAGAUAAACUUUAAAUCUGCAAAAGAGUCUGUUAUAGACAUGGCUUACAGCAUGAUUGAACGCGAUUUUAUAAAAAAAACUCCCGCUUAUAAAGGCAGAAAUUAA